UCUGCGGAAUCAACAAGAGACCGAAGCAGCCGCGCAUCCGCGAGCUCCGGAGCCGACGGCGCUGGACAGGGCAGCUCUCCCCGAGCAGGAGGGACGCGACUGGGUUUUUUUUGUUUUGUUUGCCCCCCCCCUCUCUGCCCGUGCACCCGCCCGGCGCUCAGCGGGAGACGACGUUCGGUCGGUGUGCGGAAACAAGCGGAUAUCGCUGGGAUGGAGGGACCGAGUGAGCCGUUUUCGCCGUGAGACUGGCGCUAAUUUGGACGUCCUGAGCAGCAGGUGUACUGACGGAUAAAGCAGACUAAAGGCAAUCUCAGUGUUCAUGAAACUUUGCUACGAUUUACGUGCUGGGGUUGCCGUCCGCCAUGUUAAGGUAAAGCCCAGGUGCGCGGUGUUGACCAUGCUAAAGCGCCUGGACAAGAUCCGCUUCCGAGGCCCCAGGACGAGAGACGACUUCCCGGAUCUGGCCGAGUCGCCACCCGCCUCCGACAACGAAUGUAGCGACGACAUGCAGCUGAAGCCCAGAGCAGCUCUGCGAGACACAGAGGACCUCCUGCGAGACCCUGCUGGUUCGGGGUCUCCCACCAUGGCUGCGGCCAUCCAGGACUUCCAGAGGUCGGAGUCAGACCGACUCAAUGAAGUCAAAGGUCACCUGGAAAUUGCCUUAUUGGAGAAACAUUUCCUACAGGAGGAGCUGAGGAAGCUGCGGGAAGAGACCAAUGUGGACUCUCUGCGGCAGGAGCUGGAGAGAGAGCGAAGCAAGAGGCUAGACCUGGAGCAGAAGAUGAAUGAGGUGCUCAAGUCCAGGCUGGAGGACUCUCCGCCACAGCCUCCCCGGAAACAGCAGUCGCCCUCAAACAAUGGAACAGCAGAAAAACAGCAGAAGGAGGUCUGGAGUUCGCGGCUGCAGAAGUGGCUGUAUGAACGUUUCGGGGUUUACAUCGAAGACUUCCGCUUCCAGCCGGAGGAAAGUACGGUGGAGGCCGAGGAACCGCUAAGUGCUAAAAGGUUAACAGAAAAUAUGAGGCGACUCAAGCGAGGAGCCAGACCUGUCACCAACUUCUUAAGGAACCUCUCCGCCUUAUCUAAUUGGCACUCUGUGUACACCUCAGCUAUUGCCUUCAUUAUCUACAUGAAUGCUGCUUGGCAUGGCUGGGCCAUUCCCAUGUUACUCUUCCUGGCUAUCCUGCGCUUGUCCUUAAAUUACCUCAUCGCCAGAGGUUGGAGGAUCCAGUGGAGCAUUGUGCCUGAGGUCUCUGAACCCAUGGAGCCUCCAAAGGAAGACUUGACCGUAUCUGAGAAGUUCCAGCUUGUACUUGACGUUGCGCAAAAAGCACAGAACCUGUUCGGCAAGAUGGCAGACGUUUUGGAGAAGAUCAAGAACCUGUUCAUGUGGGUGCAGCCAGAGAGCACCCGGAAACUUUACAUCUGCCUGUGGGUGGCUUUCAUCACCUCCUGCGUCCUGCCAUACAAACUAAUGGGCUUCAUGAUUGGCCUGUACGCCGGUAUCAAGUUCUUCAUCAUAGACUUCCUGUUUAAGAGCUGUCCGAAGCUGCGGGACAAGUACGACACACCCUACAUCGUGUGGAACAGCCUUCCCACAGACCCUCAGCUCAAAGAGAGGACCAACGCUACUGUGUCCCGACGGGUUCAGCCGGUGGUUUCUCGGAGCAGCCUCGCCACCGUCCCAUGCGGGGUGAGCAGAGAGGAGGAGACAGGUCGCUCCCACAGCACCAAGAAGGGAGCCUUUCAUGAGAUCUUCAACCUGCAGGAGUCAGAGCGCCCUCUGGCGGUGUGUGAGAACGGCUGGAGGUGCUGCCUCAUAAACAGAGACAGGAAGAUGCCCACGGACUACAUCAGGAAUGGAGUGCUCUAUGUCACAGAGAAUUACCUGUGCUUUGAGAGCUCCAGCUCCAGAUCCAGCUCCUCCAAGAAGAAUAAAGUUAUCAAGCUGGUGGACAUCACUGACAUCCAGAAGUACAAAGUGCUGUCAGUCCUACCAGGAAGUGGGAUGGGUAUCUCUAUAGCCACUCCUUCCACUCAGAAGCCAUUGGUGUUUGGUGCCAUGAUCCACAGAGACGAGGCUUUCGAGGCCAUCUUUACCCAGUACAUGAAGAUCAUGACCACCACCAAGCCACCAGCCAGCGCAGAGCUCUAGACAGCCUGCAUCCCAGCAACACAUCUCCAUACUGGGGCUAAAGUCUAGGGAGAGUGGGCAUCCUGAAAUUCAACUGGACUGGAAGAAAGAAAAAGAAGAACACCACACUCCUCUGCUCUGCUCCUCCUCUUGUGAUGGGCAUCGGCUUCCUGAUCGAUGGUCGUCGGCCAGCUUUGAUUGGUGGAUUUCCUGUUUAGGUCACGCUGGAGGGGGUGUGCGGGCAUGUCAGCUACAUGUGUGCAUAGAUGGGAUUAGCUAUUAGUUACAACACACGUUUUGUGGGUGUCGGAUAAUGAACAAAAUCCGCCAACUGCUCGUGGGAGGAGUGAGGAUCCGUGUGGUUUUUAUCAAUCAGCAGAAGGCUGGCGAGGGGGCUGGUUCUCCUCUCCCACCCGACUGACUGGUUUCCUGACUCACUUGUUUCUGUGUUUGCAUGUGUGAGUGUGUGUGGGCCAAUUUUAAGCGCUUAAAUUGCGUCAAGUGGCUCUAUUUUUCUCUUUACCCCUCAGUCAGUGGAGUAACUUUUAUUGUGGUAGGACAACUUUCAAGAAGUGCACGUCCCGACUGUGAAACGGAUAUCACGGAACAACUAGAAGAUAAACAACAGGUUCUUUCAACUGCCAGACAUCUGUAGGAACAAAUCUGUAAGUUUUAGCUAGAAAUCAGUGCAAAAACAACCAUUAAUGUUGAAAUAUUUAAACCGUGACCCGGCUGAUCGGUGCCUCCUGGCAUAGCCCAACAAAAUUAUAGUGUGAGUGUGGUCAGUGUUUUUUUUUUUUUUUUUUUAAAUGUGCAUUAGCUGUGAAAAUGUCAGAUCACCAUUCGACUGACGCAAAGCCUUUAUGUUAGUUUACAUUGCUGCUGUCUGAUUUUUUUCCUCUUCUUUCUAGACCCACAGUUCAGCAGCGCCGGUGCGUUUUAGUCGUCUUUGUCUUUAACAAACAGAAAAUGUGCGCCGCCGCGUUCAGCAUCCGCUUCAGUGUUUGUAAAUGUGCGUAUGUGAAACGUGUAGGGUUUUUUUUUUUGUUUGUUUCCUUUCGAAAAAUGCCUUUCUUUUGAAAAAUGUCUUUGUAACAAACAGCCUUUGGGAUGAGUAACUGGCGGUCCUGGAGCUGCAGAGACGAGAGCACAAGCACUGUUAGAUGCUUCAAACACUGACUGCCAUUUGUAGCUGUGUCACAGCGGAGAACAUAGCCUCCCGUGUCAAGCUUCUCUUUUCAAGGCACAAUCUGUACAUACAGAGAGAGAUUUUUUUUUUCCAUCAGUGGUAUUCUCCCUGCACUUUAUUUGGAUGUUAACUGGAAUUCCUGACAUUUAUGUUGCAGUUACUUGACAUGCUCACUAGUUAAGCUGGAAUCUACGGUCAGUGUUAGCAAAUAGCUCCAAAGCCGCCCGUCACGUCCUGUGGUGUUUCUCUUUCGUCUGACCACGUGAGCCAGCGCAGGUCACAUCCCGCAGUUGUCAGUGCAGCACAAAUGCGGUCCAAGCACAUCGUGUCAGUACCACAUCGAUGUGUGCCGCAGCCAGCCAGACAACCGUCAUGCUGACCAGAGAAGAAGGUACUUUGACUUGAAAACGAAACCGCUGACAUUACUUUCGCAUCACAGCGCCUCAAACAUGAGAAUGUUGACGUAUUUCUGCAUUUGAAUUAUAAACUGAAGCCUGAGCACCCACAGAGUGCAGAAAUACCCAUUCAACAUGUCUCCCUCUGAUUGGGUAAUCUCACUUGCAUAUAUGCACAGCUGGUCAGGCUGACGAUGCACACGCAGUAAUAUAAAUUCUGGUUUUGUUAGUGUCAGUCCAUUUUUUUCUGAAAGCCAGGAUUAUGAGCUAUGAAGACAUCCUAAAAUUAGUUCCUUUUCUCUUUAUUAGCUUAUUUCACAGUAGCCUGUGAGGUAUGUGGACGUUCCAGACUGAACAGAAUACUUCAACGUCACUUUAUUUUAAGAGACCGUUCGCAGGAAUAAAGCUGGUCUUUACUCUCGCAGAAUGGUUCGAUGUGCAGAAAUAAAAUGCCAAACCUCACCAGACGCUUCAGUGUGUUUUGGGAGAUGAAUGGAGGUAGCAUAUGGGACUAAAGGUCAUGACUUCUCUUCAGGUUUCAGUAUGAGAGACAGUAGAGUAGCUUUUCCACCCUCCAGCGCUUGUUUGCUGUGUGCCCCGCAGCACAAGCUUCAGUUCCCCUGUAAAUCUUACAAAACACUGUUAGAAGGGAGACCUUGACAUUUCAGUAUUUACUUUAAUUCUGGUCAUUUUUCACUCACUGGACAGUCUUUCAUGAGGAUUAUUUUCUGUUCUCUUCAGACUAAAAAUGUCAAGGUGUCUCUGAAAGUCCAUCAAAGCCCUCUUCUCAUCAUUGCCAAUUGAAAUCAGCUGAGCUGGAUAUGAAGUUGCUCGAGAAGCAACGGACCAGUUCAACCAACCACGUUAUUUCUAGUUCAGACCAGUUUCAAAUGGAUGUUUUCCUUUGAUGUCCAUUUGUAUGAUUCGGCCUGUUAUUAACAGGCCGCCUUCCCUGACAUGGAUUUUCUAUUUUUGUUUUCAGAAUGAAUUUGAUCCAUGAAGCGGGGAAACCUGUUGGAUGUUAGAGCAGGUGAAAUCAGUAAAGUAAUGAACGCUGUCUCACUGUGUGAUCAGAUGGCUCGUUGUAGUCUUGCAGCUUUUACCUGAAGCCUUUUGUAAUCUGUUAACUCUGAAAACCAGCUCUCGGGUGGGUCUGGGAGACCUCAACCAGGCUGCUCUCAGAUAAAGCACAGAAUGUAUCAUGUUCUAAAUGUCUAGGGUAAUUAUUUUUUUCUUUUGCCAAAUCUUAUUUUCUGUCUGCCAUAUUCUGCCUACGCUCAUGUUUACAGAAGGUUGUACAAAUUAAUUUGUAAUUUGUUUUUUUUCUUAACCCAGUUUGAAUUCCUUUGACUCCGGAGUUAUGAAGACUGGACUGCUGUUCUUGAAUUAACGUCUCAGCUCUCAUUGGCUCUGCACCACUCACAUGACUAUUUCUGCUCACCUUUAACCAAUAGGAAACUGAAAUCAUAGUGACAACAAGAGCAGUAUUUUAAACCUCAUACAGCAUGUAAAUUGUCAUAUCCAACAUCCCAGUACUUGGUUACAGUGUAGUGUCGUUAGCAGUGAAACACAGGCUUCAUGCAGAGCAGAGAUGGUCAUGGUGGACUGAAAGGGCAACAUCAGUGUUUUUGACCUUUAGUUUGUCCAUUGUGACUUGAAGAGUGACGAGAAAGGUGGAAAUAAAACAAAAGUUUGAUUCACGUUGUUUUUUUUAAAUUAAAUAAAAUGUGUGCACUCAUAUUUUUCGCAAGGCACUUUGGAGAAAAGGCAUCCUGCAAAUGUCAAAGGAACGGUGCGACAUUUUGGCCGAGAGCGAGAUGAGAAGUUUGAUACCAAACACGCCUGGACGCUAAAUAAAGUAAAGAAGCUAAUGCCAGCAGCCGCUUAGCUUAGCUUAGCUUAGCACAGAUUGUGUUACCUGUGGACAGAACCAGACAAGCCGCCUCCAGGCUGUAUGCAGAUAUUUACUGUAGAGCUGGAAAUUAUGAAUUAUGGUGCUGAUUCAAAUCUUCUUUUGCAGUUCAUGUCAGAGAUUAAGUCACUUUGGUUCAGUUUUUUCUAAUCUAAGUAAUUUCACCACUGUUUAAAUGCACUUAAGCACAAACAUCAGAUGUCUUGACCAUGUGUGUGAAACCUUCAUGAUCAUAUUUGAAUCAAAUUAGUUUAGUAAACAAUGAUUACUUUAUGAGCAACAAACAACUCCCACACUUUUAACCUGCGAUGGUCUAGGUCUUAUGGGAAAUAAUGUACAAUAAAGGCCACUAAAAACAGAAAAAACAGUGGUAUCAUAUUAUUGUUAAAAUGGCAUCAAUCUUCUCAUCGAACUCAGCAAGAGAGCAAAUCAACAGAUUUCCCUGAAUGUCGAAAUACUCGUUUAAUGUUACGAAUGGUAAGCUGCACAUAAUGACUGCUGGUACAGGUGACUGGAACCUCGUCAAAAACAGUGGUGUUGUCCUCUCCAGGUCCCCUCGUUUAAACUGGUGUCCUCGCUGUCGUAUUAAAUCUGUACUUCCUCUAACUGUGUGUAAAUGUUAAUUAAGGGUUUUCCAAGAGCAUUUCAAGGGAUCCACACUGAGUGUACAAUGCAAACUGUACCAGGGCUCCUGGCUUAAUUGGACAGUGUACAAAUGAAUUGUGUCGAGGCUGCAAACAGCCUUUAUCUGACUGAUGUAACUGAUAAGAAUAUAAAAAGUUAAAUACAAAAAAAAAAAAAACUCAAGGAUUCAGUCCUGUUUUAUGGACUGAGACAUCACUCUUCAGACUUGGUGCAGCCAGUGAAUUGCAAAUUGAAGCCCAAGUGUAACUGGGAAACACUGCAGUCAUUACAAUGAGGAAUUAAUUUGUCAUCUGUGACAGUCGCUAUAAUGACUUCCUCUUUUUUUUUCCCUUUGAGAGGAGGAAUUUGUAUACAAAUGAUUGAAAUGUACAGUGAAGAAAACAAAAACCACUGAGUUUUUAAAAGACGUCUAUUGUAAAGGAUAAUGUGAUGUACAUUUUUUAAUUUAAGUAAAUGAAUUUAAGGUA
Molecule: messenger RNA, 6742 nt
Organism: Chelmon rostratus (copperband butterflyfish)
Lineage: Eukaryota; Metazoa; Chordata; Actinopteri; Chaetodontiformes; Chaetodontidae
Gene: gramd4a
Product: GRAM domain containing 4a
Exons: 19
Coding region: 320-2155 (611 amino acids)
Biological process (GO): apoptotic process; negative regulation of toll-like receptor 9 signaling pathway
Source: RefSeq, a predicted model, not a curated record